Desarmillaria tabescens is the source of this 1080-nucleotide messenger RNA. RefSeq names its product Intradiol ring-cleavage dioxygenase. Lineage: Eukaryota; Fungi; Basidiomycota; Agaricomycetes; Agaricales; Physalacriaceae. The transcript is spliced from 11 exons. The coding region runs from base 1 to 1080 and encodes 359 amino acids. The record is from RefSeq and is a predicted model, not a curated record. Gene Ontology annotation, molecular function: oxidoreductase activity, acting on single donors with incorporation of molecular oxygen, incorporation of two atoms of oxygen; iron ion binding.
AUGCGCUUCGUUCUUGCUCUAGCUGGUAUCGCGUUCUCCUACAUUUCAUCGACUUCCGCACAUCCUCACAAGGAAACGUCGAUGCCUGAAGCUAUGCUUCACAAACGCUCGCACGCGACUUCGCGUGGGCUGAGCCACUGUGCGGAUUCCAUCUCCAAGCGCGCAGGCGGACUCGCGGAGGAACGUCGCCGAAGUCUCCAGCAACGCAAAAUAGAGGACACCAAGCUCGCUGCACGCAACUGGAACUCCCGAGGACUCGAAGAGAGAGCCAAGUACGCCGAGAUCCAAAACGACACCUGUCUUUUGUCUCCCGACACCAUCUUUGGUCCUUAUUUCGUUGACGGCGAGUUGUAUCGCCGCGAUGUGCGGGAGGGCAAUGAGGGUAUUGAUAUGUACCUUGACAUCGGGCUGAUCAAUGCAGAUACUUGUGAACCGAUCUCCGGAGCCUACAUUGACUUUUGGCACUGCAACGCUUCCGGUGUCUACAGUGGUUACACCGGAAUCAACCCCGACACUGUAGAAGCUUACGAAGGUGUAACCCUUCGAAGUGACGGAACAACCGAUGACGAGACAUUCCUCCGAGGAUUCACUGCCACUGACGAGAACGGAAUUGCAGAAUUCCUUUCCAUCUUCCCAGAUUAUUAUGCGAGCCGCACGACUCACAUCCAUAUCGCUGUACACAUUAACGGUUCUGUUUCCGAGGACGGCACGAAUACUCUAGCUACCUCGAGUAUCCAGCACGUCGGACAACUUUUCUUCAACGAGUCUCUCAUCAACGAAGUAUACGCCAUGGACCCCUACACCGCUCACUUGAGCACAUUGGACCGGGUCACCAACGAUAAUGACAGCAUCUACUCCGUUGCCAAUGCCGAUGGUUACAGUGCUGUGAUCUCCGCGCAGCUCCUUGGGUCUACCUUGGCCGACGGUAUCGUCGGCUAUAUCACCGUCGGUGUGAACGUUUCCGAAACCUUCGACACCAGUAACUCCAAUCCUAUCGGCGUUAUCCCCACUGUCUCUCUGAGCGCCGGUGCCGAAGCGUCUGCAAGCGCUCUUGACGCUGCUGAGUCCUUGACUGUGUAG